Messenger RNA from Lotus japonicus, 4613 nucleotides. RefSeq names its product tRNA ligase 1-like. Gene Ontology annotation, biological process: tRNA splicing, via endonucleolytic cleavage and ligation. The transcript has 26 exons. Lineage: Eukaryota; Viridiplantae; Streptophyta; Magnoliopsida; Fabales; Fabaceae. The record is from RefSeq and is a predicted model, not a curated record. The coding region runs from base 611 to 3490 and encodes 959 amino acids. Gene Ontology annotation, molecular function: RNA ligase (ATP) activity.
GAAACCAAACCCGGACGUGUUGCCACAGAAAAACCGGAUUGAAUAAUGGUGGACAGGUCCGAACUUUGCAAGUGGAGAAAGUGAGAGAUUGGUUUCUGGUUUCGGGCCUUUUCGGUCAAAACCAACACGCAACCAUUUCUUCUUCUUCUUCCUCCUCCGCCCCCAAUCGGCGGUGCGCCACCCUCCACCGCCCUCUAACCCUAAUCACCACCACCUUCUCGAUUCAUUCCUGAUUCCAGCUCAAAUUCCCCUACAUCAAUUCAUUACGGUUCUCCUCCUCACUCCCAAUUCCGUAAUUCGAUUGAUUUCUCUUCUUUUUCUGAUCUGAUCACGCUGAUUAUCAUGUGCUAGCUAGCUUCUUCCCUCGUUGAUUAUCAUUUAUCAUUAUCCACCUGCUGCUUAUUCUGUUUGUGCUGAAUUGUUGGAGGACAUGGAUUCAGGACCGAGUAUCAAGGGUAAUUAAUCUGCAAACACGUGUUCUGUGUUUGCCAUCACCUCCAAUAAACAGUUACUACCCUUUUGCCGGGUCUCUCUGGCGCAGCAACGCCGCUUCUGGAAAAACCGCCGAGUCAGUGCUCACUCACUCACUCACUCGUCGUUUCUCUCUUGAAUGUCGGCACCGCAUAAGUUUCUCUGCACAUUCUCACACCGCAUCCUCCUCCUCCCUCCUCUCUCAACUUCCACAACCUUCCUCUUCCUCCCCUCCUCCCACCGCUUCUUCUGCACCCUUCCUCCCUCAACAAUGCCUUGCAAUCAGCGAAGUGGUGGUCACGGUGGCCAGCAAUGGACGGAGAAACCGAAGGAUGAGGCGCCGUUAUCAUCGGCUAUGGGAGAUUCUGCAACUGCUGCUGAAACUGUUUCUAACAAGCUUGCUGGAAUGCAUAUUGGUGAAAACAGUGAGCAAACGGGGUUAGGGCAUGCUAAUAAGGGUGCAAUUUGGAAACAUAAAUCAUAUGGAACUACUGCUGCACCUGAAGUCGACAACAAACCGGCGGGUAAAGUCGCGGUUGAUGGUGCAAGGGUUGAUGCUGGUGGUGUGGCUUCUACUCAGAAGAGUGGUAUUAGUGGUGCUGGUUUGAGCAAGUUAUUUCAAGGUAAUCUGUUGGAAAAAUUCGAAGUGGACAACUCUACCUACUCACAAGCACAUAUCAGAGCAACUUUCUACCCCAAAUUUGAGAAUGAAAAGUCAGAUCAAGAGACCAGGACAAGGAUGAUUGAGAUGGUAUCAAAAGGUUUGGCUACCUUAGAGGUUUCACUUAAACAUUCUGGUUCUCUUUUUAUGUAUGCGGGCCAUGAGGGUGGAGCUUAUGCAAAAAACAGUUUUGGAAAUAUAUAUACUGCUGUUGGUGUAUUUGUUCUUGGGCGGAUGUUUCGUGAGGCUUGGGGAACUGAAGCUUCGAAAAAACAGGCUGAAUUUAAUAAUUUUCUUGAGAGAAACCAUAUGUGCAUAUCAAUGGAACUAGUAACAGCUGUACUUGGAGACCAUGGGCAGCGUCCGCAAGAAGAUUUUGUGGUAGUUACAGCAGUCACUGAACUGGGAAAUGGAAAGCCAAAGUUCUAUUCAACUCCUGAGAUAAUUGCUUUUUGCAGAAAAUGGCGCCUACCGACAAAUCAUGUGUGGUUGUUUUCAACAAGAAAAUCAGCCUCUUCCUUCUUUGCUGCCUAUGAUGCCUUAUGUGAGGAAGGUACUGCAACGUCUGUAUGCAAGGUUCUUGAUGAAAUUGCAGACGUAUCUGUACCAGGUUCAAAAGACCAUGUAAAAGCCCAAGGAGAAAUUUUAGAGGGUCUUGUUGCUCGUCUUGUGAGUCAUGAGAGUUCAAACCAUAUUGAAAAAGUUUUGAAAGAAUUUCCUCCUCCACCUGCUGAUGGAGUUGCCCUUGAUUUCGGACCAAGCCUAAGGGAAAUUUGUGCAGCAAAUAGAUCUGAUGAAAAGCAGCAAAUAAAAGCACUUCUCGAGAGUGUUGGCAGCUCUUUUUGUCCUGACUAUUCAGAUUGGUAUGGGACUGAUGGUGCUGAUAUUCAUUCAAGAAAUGUAGACAGAUCCGUUGUUUCAAAAUUUUUACAAGCCCAUCCUGCAGACUAUUCAACAAAAAAGUUGCAGGAAAUUAUUCGACUGAUGAGGGAAAAACGCUUCCCUGCUGCAUUCAAAUGUUAUCAUAACUUCCACAAGGUUGAUGCCAUAUCAAGCGACAACGUGUUUUACAAAAUGGUCAUUCAUGUACACAGUGAUUCUGCUUUUCGACGAUACCAAAAAGAGAUGAGGCAUAGACCUGGAUUGUGGCCGCUGUAUCGAGGAUUUUUUGUAGAUAUCAAUUUAUUUAAAGCAAACAAGGAGAAAGCAGCUGAAAUUUCUAUGAAAAGCAGUAUAAAUGAAAGUGAUAGUACUAGCUCUGAGAAAGAUGAUUUUGCUGAUGAAGAUGCAAAUUUAAUGGUCAAAUUGAAAUUUCUUACAUAUAAGUUGCGAACCUUUCUCAUUCGAAAUGGCUUACCAGUUCUGUUUAAAGAAGGUCAAAGUGCUUACAAGGCUUAUUAUCUGAGACAAAUGAAAAUAUGGGGAACCUCUCCAGGAAAGCAGAAAGAACUUAGCAUGAUGCUUGAUGAAUGGGCUGUGCAUAUAAGAAGGAAGUGUGGAAAUAAGCAAUUGUCAUCAUCAAUAUAUCUUAGUGAAGCUGAACCUUUCCUUGAACAGUUUGCUAAACGUAGCCCACAGAACCAAGCCUUAAUAGGUUCUGCCGGUAGUUUAGUUAGAACUGAAGAUUUCUUGGCCAUUGUUGAGGAAGGCCAGGAUGAAGAAGGUGAUCUUGUGGCAGAGCGAGAUAUGGCACCAUCCGGGCCUAGUAUCUCAGUCAAAGACACAGUUCCGAAGAACGAAGGGUUGAUUGUAUUCUUUCCCGGAAUACCUGGUUGUGCCAAGUCUGCCCUUUGCAAAGAAUUGCUAAAUGCCCAAGGAGGACUAGGAGAUGAUCGUCCAGUUCAUAGUCUCAUGGGUGAUCUGAUCAAAGGAAAAUAUUGGCAGAAAGUGGCUGAAGAGCGUAGAAAGAAACCAAAUUCUAUAAUGCUUGCUGACAAGAAUGCCCCAAAUAAAGAAGUUUGGAGACAGAUAGAAGACAUGUGUCGCAAGACCAAGGCAUCUGCUGUCCCAGUUGUGCCUGAAUCUGAAGGAACUGAUUCAAAUCCAUUUUCUCUUGAUGCAUUAGCUGUUUUUAUGUUUCGUGUUCUUCAACGAGUCAAUCACCCGGGAAAUCUUGACAAGGCAUCUCCAAAUGCUGGCUAUGUUCUGUUAAUGUUUUAUGACCUUUAUGAUGGCGAGAGCCGUAAAGAGUUUGAGGGUGAAUUAAUUGAGCGUUUUGGGUCACUUGUGAAGAUGCCAUUACUUAAAUCCGAUAGGAAUCCUCUUCCUGAAGCAGUGCAGUGCAUUUUGGUGGAAGGAAUUAAUUUAUUUAAGCUUCACUCUAAAAGACAUGGAAGAUUCGAAGUGGUCAGGCAAUAAGAGUAAACAAAGAACCUGAUUUACUUUUACACUUGAAGACAGCAAAAUGUCAUUGGAUAGCACUUUGCAUAUCAGCAACAAGUACUUCCGAGAUUUUCAAUACCUCACUCUUCAAGUUCUGACAAAUGUAUUUAACUACAGAAAAGGUUCUAUUAUUGUUUGCAUUUCAAGUCUUGAGACACCCCCAAAAGAGCCUUGUGUUACAAUGCACUAGAUUUUUUUACAUCCUAUGGUUGUCAUGCUGUUGCCGUAAGUGAAGCAUGAUUGACAUGUAAUAUCCGCUAGAAGAGUGCUAGCAACACACUCUUUUGAACACGCUUUCACACACAAUACCUUUGAUUGAUCUAUUUUAAAAAUAAUCAAUAUCUUCUAACUUAAAAAUGUGCUGACAUUUUAAAAAUCAAACCAAUUAUAUGAAGUGUGUCAAAGAGUGUGUUCAAAAGAGCGAGUUGCUAGCAUUCUCAUAUAUGUUAAAUGGAUGGCAACAAUUUGUCAACGGCUUAUUGUUUUUAGGGUUAAUCGUCUACUUGGCCCCUGUCUUUGUCUCGCCGUCUGAAAUUAGUCCCUCCCUGGAAAAUUUGCAAAUCUGGGUCCUCUUGUUUGCAAUAAGUCUGGAGCAGGUCCUCGCCGGAGCCCGAAGCUCCGGCGAGUGAUGAUUUGGCUUGUUGACUGGAUAAAUGAGGCUGACGUGUCAAGGAAAAAAAAUAAAAAAAUAAAAAAAAAAUACAAAUCAGUUUUAAUUAAUUAAAAUUUCCUAAUUAACCCUAAUAGCUAACUAAUCCCAAUCAAUGUCCAAAUAUUAAUCUCUAUUAACAAAUCUAACCUGAUCUGACUAAAAAAUCAAUUCCCCCCAAAUAAAAUAAAAAAACCUAAAUCAAUUUGGGAUUUCUCUCAGUAAACCCAUAUCCCAGAAAAUCAGAAACCCAGAACCAUGCUCUUCUUCCAUCCCUAUUUCUUCCUCCCUUUCCCACCCCCAAUUUUUCGUUCUCUUUCUCAAAACUCAAGAUUGCCUCAUCCACACAUGCUCUUCUUUCACUGUUUUUCCUUCUAUCUCCAACCUCCCUCACCCUUCAUCUUCUUCUUUGGGUGGCGGUGGGGAGUGGGUGGUUUGGGUUUCGAUUGG